GUUACUCUGUCCCUGAAAAACACAUGUCGGUUCAGCUUAGAGGACACUUCUUAACAUGCCAUGGGAUUAAAAUACAGAAUGAACACCUGCAGCCUGCAUGUUUUUGACUCCAGCAACAUUUGAAGUUGGGUCAUCCCCUCCGGCAGCCACAGUGGACCUCAGUCCCCUCCUUCCUCAGACAGGAUGUUUCUGUGGGCGGGAAGUAAAGCAGAUGGAAGAAGUGAUCGCAGAACCAUCUACCAGAAGAUUCGUGAGUAUGAGGUGCUGGAUAAAAGGAAAACUGUGACAGCACUGAGGGCCGGAGAGGACAGAGCCAUCCUGCUGGGCCUCAGUAUGGUGCUGCUCUCAGUCAUGAUGUACUUUGUGGUGGGGAUCACGAUACUGCGCUCUUACUCUGACAGUUUAUGGACAGGUGAAGCUAACUGCACCAUCGUGAACUCCUCCAUCGUGUGGGAUGUGAACUGUUCAUACAGCUGUGGAGCAGAGUGCUGGAAGAGCUCCCGGUACCCGUGUCUGCAGGUCUACGUCAGCCUCAACUCUUCAGGGAGGGUGAUGCGACUUUUUCACAACGAGGAGACGCAGGACAAUAAUCCUGAGUGUUUCUAUAUCCCAAAGUGCCGUAAGGACUACUCAGCCACACAUGCUGUUGUCCAGAACAUCUCAGAGCGCCUCAGGUCUCAGCACACCGUUCUCUGUUUUGUGGAUCCAUCAGACAGAAUGGACAGCGCCAUCCUGACUCAGAUCUACGGUCGGGUCGCUGUCUUCCAUUCCCUUUUCUGGCCGACAUGCACACUGAUUGGAGGGACCAUCAUUAUCGCCUUGGUGAAGCUGACACAGUCAUUGUCCAUCAUGUGUGAAAGAAUCAGUCACAUUAAGAGGUGAAACACAGCCCUAUUGUUGGACACUACAUGGACAGUGAGAAGCUUCUUGGGGCCAAAACUGAAAGUUUAAGAGAAAGGACUGCUUGGAUGAUGAGGUCUAAGACAUUCACAAAUAAUCUAUAGGAAGAAUUGAUGAAAUCAUGCAACUUCAGGGUUGAAAUACGUAUUUUAUUAACUGCUUUUGAAGUGUGAUACACAAAAGGCUUGCCAGUGCUGGAAGCUGAGUUAUAAUCUGUGAAACUUUCCAUUCUUUUUGUUGCCCAGUAUUGUAAUGAUUUUUACAAAUGCAUUAAAAUAAUCUGUAUUCUUCAGCAUUGAUUGGCUAAAUGUUCAAGAAAAAGGUCAACUUUGCUUAUCCUCUUUCUAAAGAAAAGUUAUAGGGGGAUCAGUUUUAUAUUUUCUGUUGAAGACUUACAGUGCAACUAUGCAAUAGCCAUGCCCCAGAUCCACCAUUGCCUCUAUCCCCCCAUUGCCCCCAGUAAAAAAGCAUGAUAAGUAAAGCAUUUGUGGCUGAAAAACAGAGCCAGGUGUAGACCUAUUGUGACCUAUAAAAACACUCUAACUUCAAGUUUGCUGAGGCCCAGAAGCACCUGCUGAUGUGCAGUUCAUCAAGUGACCACUAGGGGCUGGCUGCUGAAAGUCUGGAAGUCACAUAAACAACCCAUGUUAGGAUGUCCAUUUUUACAGAAGAAAUAUACAUGUUCACAGCCUGGCUCAAAUAAAAUUUUGGUUUUAAUAGGGUCAUGUUUAAUGAGUACACUCUAUGGAAGGGGAAUUUUUCAGAAUUCGUCCACUUUAGUGCAAAUGAGGAUAUUUAAUUAUGCUGUUGUAAUGCAUGUGGAGCUGGUUGUCAAGAGGCUCAACGGGCUAUCUCGGUAUCUUUAAGGCUGGGUUGUAUAAGGUAGUUGGCAAUAGUAGUGCCCCCUUCCUGAUUCCUGAUUUUUUUGCAUAUUUAUUACACUUAAAUGUUUCGGAUCA
Messenger RNA from Cheilinus undulatus (humphead wrasse), 1859 nucleotides. RefSeq names its product calcium-activated potassium channel subunit beta-2 (gene s100p). The record is from RefSeq and is a predicted model, not a curated record. The transcript is spliced from 5 exons. Gene Ontology annotation, cellular component: voltage-gated potassium channel complex; membrane. Bases 184 to 882 code for a protein of 232 amino acids. Lineage: Eukaryota; Metazoa; Chordata; Actinopteri; Labriformes; Labridae. Gene Ontology annotation, molecular function: potassium channel regulator activity; calcium-activated potassium channel activity. Gene Ontology annotation, biological process: detection of calcium ion; potassium ion transport.